AUGUCAAGUCAAGUAAACAGCAAGGAUGAAGAAGAGGUAGCGCCCCUUCAGCGGCCACCAUCUCCCCCUCUUCAUACAACAUUUGCUGCUCGCGGUCUGCAUGCACAAAACUUUCCUGCGCAUAAACCGCGUGAUCUACGUAUACCAUCGCCUCAAGCUAUAACUCAUGUAGCAUGGAGUUGCGAUGGGAAGCGUUUAGCUGGCGUUGGUAUAGACAAAAUCACUCGGAUCUGGACUCCAGAAACUAGCAUGGAAUCAAGAGCUGCAACCCACUUCUCCGGCGGUCACUCUGAUGAUGUUGACUAUAUAUCAUGGAAUCCCACCCAUCCAGAGCUAUUUUGCACGUCGAGUCAGAAGGACAGAAGGAUUGUAUUCUGGGAUGCGCGACAAAGUCGGCAUACGCAACAAAUAGUUCUAAAAAUCUCACCCGUGCAGACAAAUUAUUCUCCAGAUGGCCGGGCUUUGAUUUUCACUUCGGCCGGGCACCAGCUCUUUUUCUUAACAUACGGGAAAGAUGGUGAUGCAACAAAAGCGCAGUGGCAUCUCUCAGAUAAAGACGGGAGCAUUGUCGCAUCUACCGCUAUGUUCAAUCAUGUCGGCGAUGGUAUUAUUUUGACACAUCAUUCUGAGCAUAGCGUUCGGGUCAUGGACUAUCCAACGCUGACCCUCAGAGAAAGCCCUGCCGCUCAUGUCGGAGGUUGUGUUGCAGUAGCACUCGAUCCCCGAGGGAGAUAUCUUGCGUCUGGUGGCUAUGACUCAAUUGUUAACAUGUUCGAUCUGAGUGAAUGGAUAUGUGCUCGGACAAUCUCCACUUGCGAAAAUGCGAUCAAUGCAUUGAGCUUCUCGUAUGAUGGAGAGUACCUCGCUAUUGCAAAUACAGGACCCUACAUCGACAUAUGUGCAACAGAGACGGGUGCCCCAUUGCAUCGUGUUCCUGCAUUGGCACCGUCACCCACAGUAACGUGGCAUCCCUCAAAAUACGUCUUUGCUUAUUGUGGGCAAACAAAGCUCCGGGAGGGUGGGCCUCCUCCUGUAGCUGUUAUUAGCUUAUUUGGGGGAGGGAUUUAA
This is a messenger RNA of Suillus bovinus, 1068 nucleotides long. Its product is annotated as WD40-repeat-containing domain protein. The record is from RefSeq and is a predicted model, not a curated record. The coding region runs from base 1 to 1068 and encodes 355 amino acids. Gene Ontology annotation, biological process: mRNA export from nucleus. Gene Ontology annotation, molecular function: protein binding. Gene Ontology annotation, cellular component: THO complex part of transcription export complex. Lineage: Eukaryota; Fungi; Basidiomycota; Agaricomycetes; Boletales; Suillaceae. The transcript has 8 exons.